AUGGCAGCGAAAUCUUUAGCUGGUCGAAUAGCACUUGUCACAGGUGGAACACGAGGCAUUGGCAAAGGAAUUGCCAUUGAAUUAGGAGCUGCCGGAGCUCUCGUCUAUGUUACAGGUCGUACAAUGAAAUCUUCCAAUGGUAAAGGUGGUAGUUUAGAAGAAACAGCAGAAGCUAUUCGAAGUCGUGGUGGCGAAUGUGUUCCAGUACAAGUCGAUCAUGAGAAAAGUGAAGAAGUUGAAGCAUUAUUUGAACGAAUUGCUAAAGAACAAGAUGGUCGAUUAGAUAUUUUAGUUAAUAAUGCAUAUAAAGGAGUUGAACCUCUUUUAGCUGCAUCGGGUAAAGCAUUUUGGGAAGUUGAACCGUCAUUAUUUGAUGACAUUAAUAAUGUUGGCUUACGUAAUCAUUACUAUUGUUCGGUUUACGCUGCACGAUUAAUGGUACCUCGAAAACAGGGUUUAAUUGUGAUUAUUUCAUCACCAGGUGGUAUGCGUUAUUUAUUUAAUGUAGCAUAUGGAGUUGGAAAAGCUGCUUGUGAUCGUAUGGCAGCUGAUACAGCUACAGAAUUAAAGAAGUACAAUGUUGCUUCACUUUCACUUUGGCCAGGUGCUGUUUUAACAGAUACUAUUCAAGCGUCCGACAAUGGUGCAGGAUUUAAAAAAACUCUUGAAAAAUAUGGUAAACCAGAAACAGCAGAAUUUGCUGGUCGCAUUAUUGCUCAUCUAGCACAAAAUCCAUCAAUAAUGCAAUAUACAGGAAAAAUAGUUCUUACAGCUGAUUAUGGUGAGACUUAUGGCAUCGUUGACACAGAUGGUACACCUGCUGUUAAUAUACGUUCAUUCAGUUUUCUUUUUCGACAAGUAUCUGCUUUAAGUUGGUUAUCGGGAUGGAUGCCUAACUUUUUAAAAUUACCUCAUUGGUUAUGGCAUCAAGCUAGCAAUAAAUUUUAA
This is a messenger RNA of Adineta steineri, 948 nucleotides long. Lineage: Eukaryota; Metazoa; Rotifera; Eurotatoria; Adinetida; Adinetidae. The record is from the annotation of a GenBank genome assembly.